Molecule: messenger RNA, 1674 nt
Organism: Lobosporangium transversale
Lineage: Eukaryota; Fungi; Mortierellomycota; Mortierellomycetes; Mortierellales; Mortierellaceae
Product: P-loop containing nucleoside triphosphate hydrolase protein
Exons: 5
Coding region: 54-1652 (532 amino acids)
Molecular function (GO): nucleic acid binding; ATP binding; RNA helicase activity
Source: RefSeq, a predicted model, not a curated record
CAAGUUGCAAUUGCAUUCCUCAUUAGAACAUAUUCAUUAGGUACUCAUUCACAAUGGCAAGGAACGCAGGAAAACCAAAGACUACAAAGCUCCAGAAAUUAGAGAAGAAAGCACUUGAAUACUCAGAUCCUGAGCUAGAGCAACUCUCACAGGACGAGAACGAAUCUGAUGAAAAUGAUAAUGAAAGUUUCGAAGAGUUGGAAGACGACGAGGAAGAGACUGGAGACCAGACGGUGAGCAGUGAUAGUGACAACGAGUCCGGAGAGGGUGAAGCAAAGGCUGUAGAUGGAAAAGCUGAGGACGAGGAUGAGGAUGAGCAAUUCGUAUCCAACCUGUCAUUUUCGCAACUUGGACUGGCUUCUUGGCUUGUAAAUGCCUUAAAAGCCAUGUCUAUUACCUCUCCAUCUGAGAUCCAGACAAAGUGUAUUCCUGAGAUCCUCAAAGGUAGGGAUGUCAUUGGUGGUGCAAAAACUGGAUCCGGUAAAACGGCUGCCUUUGCCUUACCCAUUUUACAAAAGCUUUCUGAGGAUCCAUAUGGUGUUUUUGCUGUUAUUCUAACUCCUACGAGAGAGUUAGCGUUUCAGAUCGCAGAGCAGUUCAAAGUUCUUGGAAAGUCAAUCAACCUCAAGGAUGUGGUGAUUGUAGGAGGACUUGACAUGAUGACACAGGCGAUCGCUCUUUCUAAGCGCCCACAUAUUAUUAUCGCUACACCAGGUCGUCUCCGUGAUCACAUUAAUUCUUCCAAGGACGCUAUGCAUUUAUCUAAAGUCAAAUUUUUGGUCCUGGACGAGGCAGAUCGAUUGUUGACAGACACAUUCGCAGAUGAUCUAGGAGGCAUUCUCGAAGUAUUACCCAAGAAGCGUCAAACAUUACUUUUUACGGCUACCAUGACAGAUGCUGUUCUAGAACUUUCAAAACCCAACCCUGAAGAUUCACCAUCACCAUCAACACCAGCUAAACCCUUACCUUUUGUUUAUCAAUGCAAGAACACAGUCUCGACAGUAUCAACGUUAACUCAAUCCUACAUCUUUAUACCAUCACACCUUCGUGAGACCUAUCUUACAUAUUUGCUCCGCUCAGAGGAUUUUGUAAAGAAAUCGACAAUUAUCUUUUGCGGGCGCUGUAGGACAGCAGAAACACUUAGAGUCAUGUUGAGGGAACUAGGAAUAGCGUGCACUGCAUUGCAUUCUGAGAUGUCACAGCAAGAGCGCCUCAACUCAUUGGCAAAAUUCAGGGGCGCCAUCACCACAGUCCUCAUUGCUACAGAUGUCGGUUCUCGUGGUCUUGAUAUCCCUAGCGUACAGUUGGUUUUGAACUAUGAUAUUCCGCGCGAUCCUACAGAUUACAUUCAUAGAGUGGGCCGUACUGCUCGUGCUGGAAGAGGAGGACAGGCGAUUUCGAUUGUGUCAGAGCGGGAUAUUGAAUUGAUUCAAGAUAUUGAGUCUAGGAUAAACAAGACCAUGGGCGAAUAUCCAAUUCCCGAGAACAAAGCGCUAGAGGUUUUGAACGAAGUCACAUCAGCAAAAAGAGCAGCCAACAUGACACUUCAUGAUAGUCAGUUUGGGGAAAAGAAGAGAAUCCAAAAGCAAAAGAGACAAAUCUUGGAGAAUGCUCGAAAUGGAUCCAAGAAGCGAAAACUGAGCUCAAAAUAAUACUUAAUAAACUAAUAUAAAC